AUGGUCGGGCAGAUGAGGAGUAAACUCAAAGAAGUGACUCCAGAACCGUGUCAGUCUUCCCGCCCCAUGCAGUCGAGGCGGCGGCGGCGCGGGGCCUCCGGAGCCGGGGAGCCCGAGGUGGAGGAGGAGCCGCAGGUGGAGGUGGGACCGCCAGAGCGACCCCUGCAGCCUUCGCCCCUCGGCGGCGGGAACCUGCCAGGGGGCGCCCGGGGGUACUCGCCGCGGAAGAUCCGACUUCUGAAAGCGCAGAAUUCCUUGCAACUGGACGUGGUCUCCAAGACCCUUCCAGUCGGCCGCUUCCAAUUCUUACACAGUCUCCUGGAGCAGCUCUACCAAAAGAUGCACUUAUUGCAGGCGCGUGAGUUCUCAAGCAGGACCACUUUGUGCAUAGCUGCCUUUGUGGGAAUUUUGCACUGGAUACAUUUAGUAACACUUUUUGAAAAUGACCGUCAUUUUUCUCACCUCUCAACUUUGGAACGGGAGAUGACUUUCCGCACUGAAAUGGGUCUUUAUUAUUCCUACUUCAAGACCAUAAUUGAAGCACCUUCAUUUUUGGAAGGACUAUGGAUGAUUAUGAAUGACAGGCUUACUGAAUAUCCCCUUGUAAUUAAUACAGUGAAACGCUUCCAUCUUUAUCCAGAGGUAAUCAUAGCCUGCUGGUAUCGCACAUUCAUGGGAAUAAUGAAUUUAUUUGGGCUAGAAACUAAGACCUGCUGGAAUGUCACCAGAAUAGAACCUCUUGGUGAAGUUCAAAGCUGUGAAGGAUUGGGAGACCCUGCUUGCUUUUAUGUUGGUGUGAUUUUUAUUUUAAAUGGACUAAUGAUGGGAUUGUUCUUCAUAUAUGGUGCAUACCUGAGUGGGACUCAACUAGGAGGUCUAAUUACAGUACUGUGCUACUUUUUCAAUCAUGGAGAGGCCACCCGUGUGAUGUGGACACCACCUCUCCGUGAAAGUUUUUCAUAUCCAUUCCUUGUACUUCAGAUGUAUGUUUUAACUUUGAUUCUCAGGACCUCAAACAAUUAUACAAGGCAUUUCAUUGCACUCUGUCUUUCCAAUGUUGCUUUUAUGCUUCCCUGGCAAUUUGCUCAAUUUAUACUUUUUACACAGAUAGCCUCAUUAUUUCUCAUGUAUGUUGUGGGAUAUAUUGAGCCAAGCAAAUUUCAGAAGAUCAUUUGUAUGAACAUGGUUUCAGUUCUUCUUUGUUUCAUUUUGAUGUUUGGAAAUUCAAUGUACUUAUCUUCUUAUUAUUCUUCAUCUUUGUUAAUGACAUGG
Molecule: messenger RNA, 1272 nt
Organism: Carlito syrichta (Philippine tarsier)
Lineage: Eukaryota; Metazoa; Chordata; Mammalia; Primates; Tarsiidae
Product: probable C-mannosyltransferase DPY19L2
Exons: 11
Biological process (GO): spermatid development
Cellular component (GO): nuclear inner membrane
Molecular function (GO): mannosyltransferase activity
Source: RefSeq, a predicted model, not a curated record